Messenger RNA from Rubroshorea leprosula, 3001 nucleotides. Lineage: Eukaryota; Viridiplantae; Streptophyta; Magnoliopsida; Malvales; Dipterocarpaceae. The record is from the annotation of a GenBank genome assembly.
AUCUUUAUUGGUUAUAGCAGCCAGUCAAAAGGAUAUAGGGUGCUGAAUUUAAAAACUCAAGAAAUUGAGACAAGCAGAGAUGUCAAAUUUGAUGAAGAGUCAGCUUGGGAUUGGAAAAAUUCUCAGGUUAUUGCAGCAAGUCAAUUGCAAGAGCAGAUUCAUGAUGAAGCACCAAAUCUUGUUGAGUUUGAAUAUGAUGAGGAAAAUGAUCAAAUUGAUGAUGUGCCUGUCAGGGGACGCAAUGAAUUCAGAAGAAUGGAAGACUGCAAUGCAGGAGGAGUUGAACAUGUUUGAGAAAAAUGCAACAUGGAAGUUGGUUGAUAGGCCUACCAAUAAGAAUGUUAUAGGGGUCAAAUGGGUGUAUAAAGUGAAGUUAAACUCAGAUGGCUCCUUGAAUAAGUGCAAGGCAAGAUUGGUAGUCAAGGGAUACUCACAACUUGCUGGUAUUGACUUUACAAAAACAUUUGCUUCUGUUGCUAGGUUUGAUACAAUCAGAUUGUUGUUUGCAAUAGCUGCUAAGAAAAGUUGGCUUAUUUACCAACUGGAUGUGAAGUCAACUUUCCUAAAUGGAAAGUUGAAAAAGGAGAUAUAUGUUGAGCAACCUGAUGGGUAUGUGAAAAAAGGAGCAGAACAUAAAGUUUAUUUGCUGAAAAAGGCUUUAUAUGGCCUGAAGCAGGCCCCGAGAGCAUGGUAUGGCAAAAUAGAUAACCAUUUGCUCAGCUUAGGGUUUGAGAAAAGCAUUGAAGAGGCAACACUUUAUGUAAAAGAGAAGGGAGCAGAUUUGAUCAUUGUUUCUAUUUAUGUUGAUGAUUUGUUGGUCACUGGUAGUUGUGAAGCUAUGGUGAGAAAUUUUAAAGCUGAUAAGAUGAAGAUGUUUGAGAUGAAUGACCUGGGAAAAAUGUCAUAUUUCCUAGGAAUAGAGUUUGCAAUGUCAAACUGUAAAGCUGUCAGCACACCAAUAGUUCCAGGAACAAAGUUCACAAGUGAAGAUGGAGCCGCAAAGAUUGAACCGGGUUUGUACAGAAGCAUGAUUGGGAGCUUGUUAUACUUGUCAGCAACCAGACCAGAUAUCAUGUAUUCUGUUAGUGUUCUCUCAAGACGAGAUAAAGUUGCUUGGUUUACUGAUAAUGACUGGGCAGGGUCUGAAGAUGACAUGAAAAGCACCUCGGGUUGUUGUUUUUCCAUUGGUUUAGGAAUGAUCAGUUGGUGCUCAAGAAAACAAGAUGCAAUAGCACAGUCAAAUACUGAGUAUGAGUAUAUUGCUGCUGCUGAUGCAGCAAAUCAGGCAAUUUGGAUGAGAAAAGUGAUGCGUGACUUGAAGCAUGCUCAAAAGGAACCCACUGUGAUCCUUUGUGACAACAAAUCCACAAUUGCCAUUGUGAAAAAUCCUGUAUUUCACCGAAGAACCAGACAUAUCAAGAUUCGUGAUGAAGCACCAGAUCUUGUUGAGUUUGAAUAUGAUGAGGAAAAUGAUCAAAUUGAUGAUGUGCCUGUCAGGGGUACUAGAACACUUGAAGAUGUUUAUAACAGAUGCAAUGUGGCCAUUACAGAACCCUCAUGUUUGCAAGACGCAAUGAAUUCUGAAGAAUGGAAGAUUGCAAUGCAAGAGGAGUUGAACAUGUUUGAGAAAAAUGCAACAUGGAAGUUGGUUGAUAGGCCUACCAAUAAGAAUGUUCUAGGGGUCAAAUGGGUGUAUAAAGUGAAGUUAAACUCAGAUGGCUCCUUGAAUAAGUGCAAGGCAAGAUUGGUAGUCAAGGGAUACUCACAACUUGCUGGUAUUGACUUUACAGAAACAUUUGCUCCUGUUGCCAGAUUUGAUACAAUUAGAUUGUUGUUUGCAAUGGCUGCUCAGAAAAGUUGGCUUAUUUACCAAUUGGAUGUGAAGUUAGCUUUCCUAAAUGGAAAGUUGAAAGAGGAGAUAUAUGUUGAGCAACCUGAUGGGUAUGUGAAAAAAGGAGCAGAACAUAAAGUUUAUUUGUUGAAAAAGGCUUUAUAUGGCCUGAAGCAGGCCCCAAGAGCAUGGUAUGGCAAAAUAGAUAACCAUUUGCUCAGCUUGGGGUUUGAGAAAAGCAUUGAAGAGGCAACACUUUAUGUAAAAGAGAAGGGAGCAGAUUUGAUCAUUGUUUCUAUUUAUGUUGAUGAUCUAUUGGUCACUGGUAGUUGUGAAGCUAUGGUGAGAAAUUUUAAAGCUAAUAUGAUGAAGAUGUUUGAGAUGAAUGACCUGGGAAAAAUGUCAUAUUUCCUAGGAAUAGAGGUGCAACAAUCUAGCCAAGGUGUAUUUAUCUGUCAAAGAAAAUAUGCCACGCAAAUCUUGAACAAGUUUGCAAUGUCAAACUGUAAAGCUGUCAGCACACCAAUAGUUCCAGGAACAAAGUUCACAAGUGAAGAUGGAGUCGCAAAGAUUGAACCAGGUUUGUACAGAAGCAUGAUUGGGAGCUUGUUAUACUUGUCAGCAACCAGACCAGAUAUCAUGUAUUCUGUUAGUGUUCUCUCAAGGUUCAUGCAGUCACCAAGUGAAAUUCACUUGAAAGGAGCCAAACGUGUUCUUAGAUAUGUGAAAGGAACUAUCGACUUCGGGGUGAUGUAUUCAAGAUCAGACGAGAUAAAGUUGCUUGGUUUUACUGAUAGUGACUGGGCAGGGUCUGAAGAUGACAUGAAAAGCACCUCAGGUUGUUGUUUUUCCAUCGGUUCAGGAAUGAUCAGUUGGUGCUCAAGAAAACAAGAUGCAGUAGCACAGUCAACUACUGAAUCUGAGGAUAUUGCUGCUGCUGAUGCAGCAAAUCAGGCAAUUUGGAUGAGAAAAGUGAUGCGUGACUUGAAGCAUGCUCAAAAAGAACCCACUGAGACAAUCCACCAAAAUGUGCAGGGAAGCCAUGGCUCUAAUGAGUCCAUGGACUUGCAUGCUGACAGUCCAGGUCAGGAUUUCCCUUACUGAAAUCUAUGUGUGGUUCGUGAUGUGGUCUUCAUUUUCUUUUUCUGAUAAUAAUUUCUUGGGUGGUUA